AUGUCGGCUAGUAGUGAAAUGCAAAUUCGUCGUACAGCGACUUCUCCACGUUCAACUGCAUCUUCAAAAUUAACACCAUCAUCCUUAUCACCAAAUAAUGAUAGCCGACAUGUUGAACCUAUUUUAUACAGUGAAGUAGCUGUUCGUUUCAAUGAAAAUAGUCUUGAACAAUGUCGAACAUCUGUUAGUGCUUUAUCCGGUUGCGUCGCUGGUAUUCUUGGUUUAACAUCCUAUAAAGGAUUUCUUUUUUAUGGAUUUUCAAUGCUUUUUCUUUCUUUUCUUAUAUAUAUGUAUAUUAGAAAUGAAUAUCGAAAAUUUUUUACUAGUUUAAAUCAUGUUUUUAUUAAUGGAUUUUUUAAUGGUUUACUUACCUACGUACUCUUUUGGACAUUUCUUUAUGGAAUGGUUCAUGUAUAUUAA
Adineta steineri is the source of this 420-nucleotide messenger RNA. The record is from the annotation of a GenBank genome assembly. Lineage: Eukaryota; Metazoa; Rotifera; Eurotatoria; Adinetida; Adinetidae.